UGCUCUAGAGGAGACACAGAGAGAGACAGCCAGGGGAGCAAAGAGACAGCCAGAGGCAGAGGCUUGGAGGAAAAUUAGACUGCCGGCAGCCAGUGGGGACACGAAUAGUUAGAGACUGGUUCAUUUCAGACAUCUAGAGAGAAGCUGUUCUGGGGAGACAAUCAGACUGCUCAGCUGUGGAUGCAAGAAGACAGAAUGGAAGGGGAGAUAACAGACAGCUGCAGGCACCAGUAGGGAAGAGACGCCACAGUGUGCAGGCACCUGUGGAAUGCCAGCGGUCCAUUGACAGCACAGAAAUCAUGUGAGGGAGGUCACGUAUCAGAGGAGAGAGAAGGACAUCCCGAGAGAGAGAGCGGAGAGACUGCCUGAGAUUCGCUGUCUCUGUGCUAUAUUGUAUCAGGACCCGGCACAUCGAUCCCUCUCUGUGGCAGUGUCUCUGGAUAUGGUCACGUUGUCACUGCUAUGCACACUCAAGCCCCUUUGGCUUGAUGUGCCCCAAAAGUGUGUGAGGGAGCCCUGCCUGCGGCCCCACCACUGAUCUUGGUGAUGAUGCCGGCAGGAUGCCUUGGUUGCCAGUGAAGAAGAUCCGUAGGCAAUUUAAGCUGUUGCUCUUGCUGGUGCUACUUACCUCAGCUGUCUGGGUCACCUACCUGCAUAUCAGCCUAGCAAGACAGGGCAAAACACUAAGACUACCCUUCGUCUACAGUAGAGAUGGAGAAAAAGUCGAAGGAACAGAUCCUGCCCACAAACCAGUGAGAGUCCAGGCCUCUCCUCCUCACUUGCAGACAGGGGACUCUAGUGAAGAAAUACCCACGUUGGAUGCCCUGGGUUGGAGAAGAAGCCACAGAUUGCACCCCAGCCUUGAGGAGGCCAACCUUACUGACACCGCCUUGCCAUGGAAUGACAAGUACAAGGGUAAAGUGAAUCUUCACGUGUUUGAGGACUGGUGUGGUGGAUCUGUGCUACACCUGAAAACAAACCUGCAUUUUCCCCUGUACCCUCAUACUCGUACCACUGUCACCAAACUGGCAGUGUCACCCAAGUGGAAGAACUAUGGCCUAAGAAUAUUCGGGUACAUACACCCUUACAAGGAUGGUGAUUUUCAGUUUGCGGUGGCCUCAGAAGAUAACUCUGAGUUUUGGCUUGGCACAGACAACAGUCCAUCCAGUGCCCAGCUGGUAUCUUAUGUAGGAAAAGUUGGAUCCGAAUGGACAGCUCCGGGGGAAUUUACAAAGUAUAGCUCUCAAGUGUCCAAGCCUUACAGAUUGAUGAGUUCCCGACGUUAUUAUUUUGAGCUUCUACACAAGCAGGAUGAUAGAGGCUCCGAUCACGUGGAAGUAGCAUGGCGCUUGUCUCUACCAAGCACGAAGUUUGAGAUUCUGGACUCUUCACACUUGUCUCUAUACACAGAUGAAACUGCCUUCAAAAUGAAUGAGAUUGCUCACAUCCCACGCACCCUCUCCAGUGUGAUCAACCAUCGUUUGACCGGUGAGGAGCCUACAGUCGAUAUCUUAAGACAGGACCCCCGGGACACGUUCUAUAUCACUCCUAUGAUUGAAGAAUCCAGAGUGGAGAAUGUGCUGGUUCCCUGUGCAUACAACCCCACGUACGUGGUGAAGGAUUUUCCCAUUGCGCGUUACCAAGGCCUACAGUUUGUGUACCUUACUUUUGUGUACCCAAAUGACUUUACUCGUCUUACCCAUAUGGAAACUGAAAACAAAUGUUUCUAUCGAGAGUCCCCGAUAUACUUGGAGAAGUUUGGUUUCUAUAAAUAUAUGAAGAUGGAUGAUGAGGAUUCCCCCCAGAUGCCAUUCCUGUUUUUUAACCAUCAGCAUUUCAUGGAUGAAGAUGAGGAGGAGUCACUGUUGCCGGGCGCCUCACUGAAGAAAAAGAUCAGAGAAGAGGAGACCAUUGAUGCCAAUUCACCCAGCACUGUGGGUCAUGGGCACACCAAUAUCCCUUACAAUGAUUCUCUAGACUCUAUGCCUAUAAUAAAUGACAGCACAAGGGCCCCGUUAAGAACUCUGUUGUGGGCACCCAGGGAAAGCCCACCAUCUGUCCACCGGGGACAUAGGAAACCAUUAACACCAGGAAUUAAAUAUGAUCCAGAACCCACUGUGGGGAAAUCUACUUACAGAACAAAAGUCAGCAAAGAAAGUGAUAUUGCUCCUAGGACAAAAGGGAAGAAGUCUGAUAGUAGACCAAGGGUCAGAGGAAGAAAUAGACAUGAAAAGUUAGAGAAGCAAGUGUAUGUGAGAUCAGAAGCCACAGAGAAGCAGACUAAUCAAGACGCAAGGCCUAGUGAGGAAAGCAAAUUAGAGGUCAACACUAGAGAGGGAAAAGUAAAACAGAAAUCGAAGGACAAUGGGGUUGCAAAUAAAAAAGAGUCUGAUAAAGUGUAUGUGACACGUCUUCUCUCUGGAGUUCGAAAGACUCGAGGUCAUGUCUUCCCAGGGGUGUUGCUGCCUAAACCUAAACCCCGUAGAACAUCCAGACUUCGUGACCACUCUCAUAUCCCUACACCCCCAAAAGUUCCUCAUGGUGAAAGAUUUAGACCAUGGACUCCACCUGAUACCUCAGAACUUGGACUUUUCAGUUGGGAAGGCCAGACUGAAGUUCCUGGAAUACCCCUUCCUACCUCACCCAGUCUUCCUGGUGGCCCUCCCUCCCUCAGCUUGUCUUCAGAAGCCCCAGCAGAAGAAUUGCAGGACUAUAGUUAUGAGGAUGCCGAGCCACGGCAAGCCUGGCCUGAGGAUGCCAUCAAUUGGCAGCGUACUUUUAGUGUUGGAAAUGUAGAUUUUGAGAUGCUGAGGUCAGACUGGAAUGAUCUUCGCUGCAACGUGAGUGGUAACUUGCAACUCUCCGAAGCAGAAACUGUAGACGUGGUGGCUCAGUACAUGGAAAAACUCAAUGAGAAGAAUGGAGGCAUUUAUACUUUGCUUCGUAUAAUCAAUGUGGAGAAGCGGCGUGACUCUGCCAGAGGUAACAGAUACCUUAUAGAACUGGAACUGGAGGAACGGGGCCGGAGAAAAGUGAGACUGGCAGAGUACGUUUAUCUCCUGCUGCACCGUGGCACAGGUGGUGACAGUGAUGAAAGCCCUCCUGCUGAACCACCUGAAAUUUCUCCUAGUCCUUCCAUCUACAGUAAACCAAUCCUGUGCCGGCCUGUCAGUCUGACCUGGAAUCCUCGUGCUACUGUGCACUUUGUAGUGCCUGUAAAGAACCAGGCUCGCUGGGUUCAGCAGCUGAUCACCGACCUUGAGAACUUGUACUUGAAGACUCGCGAUGACCAGUUCAGCCUCAUUCUGGUGGAUUAUGACAGUGAGGAUAUGGAUGUAGAGCAGGCUUUGCGCCGUGCAAAAUUGCCAAGUUAUCAGUAUCUGAAGAAAAGUGGAAACUUUGAGCGGUCGGCAGGACUACAAGCGGGCGUGGAUACUAUACAGGACAAUCAUAGCAUAGUGUUCCUGUGUGACCUGCACAUACACUUCCCUCUCUCGGUUCUGGACAGUGUAAGGAAACAUUGCGUGGAGGGACGUCUGGCCUUCGCCCCCAUUGUAAUGAGGCUGAGCUGUGGCAGCUCUCCAUUGCACCCCAAAGGAUACUGGGAAGUCAAUGGCUUUGGCCUUUUUGGGAUUUACAAGUCAGAUUUUGAUCGUAUCGGAGGUAUGAAUACGGAGGAGUUUAAGGACCGCUGGGGAGGAGAAGAUUGGGAGCUGCUAGACAGGGUGUUGCAGAACGGGUUAGAGGUUGAGCGACUACGUCUGAGGAACUUCUUCCACUACUAUCACUCCAAGAGAGGCAUGUGGAACACGCAGAGCCAGGAAACUGCUGCCAAGGACUGAUGUAUGAAGAUGAGGGACUGUGAGCCUAGUCCACUUUGAGACCCCUCCCCUGGCUGGCUGUUAUGUUUAAUAACCAUGGUAUUGCCAGAGAAACCAGUAUAGUGUGGUCCCGCACAUUCCACCCACUGCAGGCUGCUCUGGUUGAGAUCUGAGUAGGCUUUGAUACUCCGCAGGAGAUGACUAAUGAGAACAACCAUCUAAAUGUUUCUACUUGAAAGGGGAUAAGAAUCCUCCAAGUUCUGCGUAAACUGCGCAGUGCUUCAUAGUGACAUGGUACGCUAUAGUUCAGAACUGCUGAUAAAUAGGCGUAAAACACUCAGGGUUCUGCUGCUGCCAGAAUGUGUUAUUAAUAGUGUUUGCAAUGGAGCAGACUAAUUGUGGAAAUAAUAUAAACAAAAUUGUACUUGCACUAGACACAGGUAAGAAUUCAGUUGCUGUUUGCUCUGUGCAGUAUCCAGCUGUGCUUGAAUCAAUCUGUAAUGCACUAUACAAACUGGCCACUAGGUGGCUCUGAAUGACACUCAUAGGAAAAUACCUUACGAUACAAACCUGCAUCAUUAGCGAUCAGUAAAUCUCACAGGAAACCAGUGACCUCAGGGUGUCACUGCAUUAUAGGUAAUAAACAGAGCAAGACGAAAGGGAAUUUAUUCAUAGCAGAAUGUUUAUGUCCUGUUUGUGCUAACAUCUACGUAUAUCUUACCAUGCUACACACUUGGCUAAUAACAGCGAUUGUAUAUUGUCUACCAAUGUGUCCCUACACUAAUUACAGCCAUUUACUGUAUGUAGGUCAUUGUACAAUAUUCAUAGCAAUAAUCUGAAUGACUAAUUCUUAGUUACCCCAUGAUAAAAUAACAAUUUAGUUUGUGGGUAUAGGAACGGUCAACACUAACAGGCAUUUUUUUUUAUAUAUUGUCUUCAGUCCAACUGAAAGCAAAACUAGAACUACUGAAAUGCACUUAAAUAAUAAUUCCUAAUUUAUAUAGCCCUUUUCUUCCAAUAGGACUCCCAGCACUUUACAUUAUUUCAGACGGUGAGGCAGCCAUCUUGGGUGUGAUCAUUUGCUGUUCUAUAUAAUUAAUCACAUCUGUUCUUACCCUAUUACAGCUUAAAUUGAUUUAGCUCGAUCCCUUGAUCAUGGUGCUGUGAGGUAGCAAUGGUAAAACUGCUGCCCCACCUGAUAUCCUUAUUUAUUAAGCAGUCCAGAAUACUUAUGCUAGAAAGGAAAAACUAUAUAUUUAUUAAAAGGUCACAAUGAGGUCUGCCAGUAGAUAUAUAAGCCAAAUUGUUCCUUUUGUAUUUAUGUGCCGGUUCUUAUAAAUGUGUCUUAUGGUGUGCUUGGAUGGAGGUGUCCAUUUCAGGAAGUGUUUUAGUGUCAUUUCACUAGACCUGGAACCAGCCUGCCUAAUGGGAAAAUGGAAAGGACAGGUCUGGCGUUCCAUGUAAACUCCCUCUAGGCGAGUCCCUUGUCAUCUCCUGCGUAGGUCCAGCCAUUCUCAGCAAUUACAAUGAUUUCUGUGAAAUUAAAAUGUAGCAAGAGGUUUUUAGAAGUUUUAAAUAUUUCUUUCUUUUUAAACUAAAAUAAAACGGUUUUCAGUUUGGCUUUUA
Molecule: messenger RNA, 5447 nt
Organism: Pseudophryne corroboree (corroboree frog)
Lineage: Eukaryota; Metazoa; Chordata; Amphibia; Anura; Myobatrachidae
Gene: B4GALNT4
Product: beta-1,4-N-acetyl-galactosaminyltransferase 4
Exons: 22
Coding region: 561-3842 (1093 amino acids)
Cellular component (GO): Golgi cisterna membrane
Molecular function (GO): acetylgalactosaminyltransferase activity
Source: RefSeq, a predicted model, not a curated record